This is a messenger RNA of Entrophospora candida, 334 nucleotides long. The record is from the annotation of a GenBank genome assembly. NCBI's taxonomy places the organism in Eukaryota, Fungi, Glomeromycota, Glomeromycetes, Entrophosporales, Entrophosporaceae.
AUGUUGUGAUGGAAGAUCUAUCAACAGAAGCUAUAGUUGGAAAACUAGAGCAUGGUGCAUGGAAUUUUACAGUGCAGGAUAUAGUUGUCUUCCUCCUGGGUCCUAUCUAUUACCAUCAGUAGGAAAACUGUUCACAAAUGACGGUGCUAUGAAAGAACACAUUAGAAGAUUUGAAGAUGAGAAAAAAAAUCACCUUCAAAAACAUAUGCAUAUUCUUCCAAAUACUGAUUCCAAAAUAUUCCGUGUAGUAAAUAGCAAUCAAGAAGAGUUUUCUAUAAAUGUGGAUUAUAUUGAUGUUGAUGAAACAACUGCAAAAAAAGAAGACAUAACAUGA